GGCAGCAUGGCGGCGGCCGCCGCGGACUCGUUUCCCGGCGGCGGCGGCCCGGCGGCCGUGAAGCUGCCGCCGUCGCCGCCGCUCAAGGUGCUGGCGGAGCAGCUGCGGCGCGACGCGGAGGGCGGCCCGGGCGCGUGGCGGCUGUCGCGGGCGGCGGCGGGCCGCGGGCCGCUGGAGCUGGCGGCCGUGUGGAUGCAGGGCGCGGUGGUGGCGGCGGGCGGCGGCGAGGCGCGGCUGCGGGACCCGAGCGGGGCCUUCUCGGUGCGCGGCCUGGAGAGGGUGCCGCGCGGGCGGCCCUGCCUCGCCCCAGGAAAGUACGUGAUGGUGAUGGGAUUGGUCCUGGCCUGCUGCCCCGAGCCGUGCCUUCAGGCCGUGAAGAUGACAGACCUUUCCGAUAAUCCCAUCCAUGAGAAGAUGUGGGAACUGGAAGUGGAAGAUUUACACAGGAAUAUUCCUUAGAUGACGUUUGGGACCUUCACAAAAACACCCGGAAUUCUGCAACGACUUAGGGUCUUAAACCACGUGGAUUUCACGGACAUCCCCCAUUGUCUCUUUCUCCAGAGUUUCUCGGAGCGCUUUCCUUGGCUGAUCAAGAAGACCGGAUGGAGGGUCUCAAAAUGCUGGGACACUCCAGUGAACUCAGCCCCUGCUGCCCCUCGCUCUGACGACUGCUGAUGAGAAGCAGAUGUUGUGUUCUUGCUCUCUCUCUCUCUUUUUGGUUUAUGCGUGUUAAUUCUCUCUAAAGCACACAGAAAUCCCGCGCUGCGUUUUCCAAGUUUUACAUUUUCCAUUCCCGCUGCGACCCCAUUUUAAACAAUGCAAAAUGUAAACCUCAGCCAUUGCCCGCCGUGAUGAAAGUGUGGUUACGGGCAGGAAGGCAGACUGUGAAAAAGGAACAAUGGCUCCCCGUCUUCUCCAAGUCAAGAACUUCCACAUCCAGCUUGGAAGUCAGACUGCGCAGGCUCUCAAGACACCGGCGGUUUCUGCUUCAGACACCGCUCAGCCGCUUAAGGCCGGUUUCCCCUAGAUGCGACGAUGAUGCCCGCCACUCGUCCUUCUCUUGGAGAUGUUGAAACACUUUCCAGAUCUCUUGCUGAAACUGAAAUCAAGAUUGAGAACGCCUUUCAGGCAUUAACUAAACUUCUGCCUCGUAACUUUUGAGACAUUGCAAGGGAGCAACCUCCUGGUUCAGAGGUCUUACGUUUUGGGGACAAUGACUUUGUCGUGAUUGUGUUGGGUGUGGCUUUCUGCUCUCUGCGUCUCAGCCAGCCCUCCUUUUUCCUUAGGUUGUAAAUAUCCAGGGAGUCAGGUUAUGUUCCCGCAUUGCUGGAGAGUUUUGCCGGGUUAUUGAUCUUCUCCCGCUAAUAAAUUGUUUUAUAUGCUGAA
Molecule: messenger RNA, 1386 nt
Organism: Equus quagga
Lineage: Eukaryota; Metazoa; Chordata; Mammalia; Perissodactyla; Equidae
Gene: RMI2
Product: RecQ mediated genome instability 2
Exons: 2
Coding region: 7-459 (150 amino acids)
Biological process (GO): DNA repair; regulation of sister chromatid segregation; maintenance of rDNA
Cellular component (GO): nuclear speck; cytosol
Source: RefSeq, a predicted model, not a curated record